Molecule: messenger RNA, 1452 nt
Organism: Bactrocera oleae (olive fruit fly)
Lineage: Eukaryota; Metazoa; Arthropoda; Insecta; Diptera; Tephritidae
Biological process (GO): negative regulation of smoothened signaling pathway
Cellular component (GO): ciliary membrane; Golgi apparatus
Source: RefSeq, a predicted model, not a curated record
UUUAUUUACGUUCUCUGUUUAUAUGUGUAUAUAUUAGUUCUCUGCUGAGAAUACUUUAUUUUGAUAACUUUUAUACAUAAACAAAAUUAAGUACAAAAAUGGAUAAAUUAACAAUGAUUAGUGCUACUUUGUUUCUUGCCGCCGACGUCUUUGCAAUAGUCAGUUUGGCGAUGCCUGACUGGAUUGUAACCGAAGAAGCUGGUGAUAUCCGUCUAGGAUUAAUGUGGACUUGUAUGACGCUAUAUAACCGGUCACAAGUAUGCUAUACACCUGAACUGCAGCCAGAGUGGUUAGUAGCUCUAGUCUGCAUAUUCAUAGGUUGUAUUUGUAUUACCACUACUGUAAUACUUUUGGCAUCCAGCAGUUGGGAUCGGAAUGUUAUACCAUAUGCCCGUUGGGUCGGAUUUACGGCUAUGGUUUUAUUCUGCUUAGCUGCGGUAGUUCUUCCAUUAGGUUUCCAUGUGGAAGAGAUCGGUGGACAAGCUUAUCAACUUCCUAAUACUUACAAAAUUGGCAUUUCAUAUAUUUUGUUUGUAUUAGCUCUAUGGAUAACAGUGGUAUCUGAGUUGUUUGCAGGAAAAGUAUGUUUGCCGCAUUUUUAAUAAAUAUAGGUGAAAAAAAGUUGAUGAGAAGGAGAAAAUUGUUCUGGGUCUCUAUUCAUCCUUAAGGGGAUCAUCCUGUGUGACGCUCGUUUUUUUUUGGAGUUUUUUUAUAGUGAAAUGAAAAAACAAUUUUGUUAAUUGCGUAAUUUAUCGCUCCAUUGGCACCCAUAUUAAAAAAAGUAGACAAACGGCGUCUAUGAUUAAAGCAGACUGGCUUACCUAAAAUCAAAAACACAAAUUGCAUGUAAAUCUGUUGGUAGAUGGCUAUCGACGAAACUAGAAACUGUUCAAUAUUUUUCAAAAAUCCUAGUUCGGGCGAUAGCCAAGUGUAUUAUGUGUCGACCAAUAAAAUUUUAAAGCUAUCGAUGGAAUCGUUUUUGAGAAAUCGUUGACGCCAGUUUAAAAAAUGUAGUCCCGAGAAAAAUAAAAAAAAAAGAUAGAAACGGCCCUAACAGUCGGCCAUGCGCUUUAAAAACCUUACUUUCUCACUCCUGUAGCUUUUUAACUACAUUAAAUUUCGGAAAAUUACUUUACAAGCACAUUCUAUGAAUGCUCUAGAUUGGAUUUAUGCAAAAAAAAAUCGCUUUUUCGAAACUUGUAGACGGGAUGACCCCUUAAUUUAAUUCGUACCCAGUCGUGAUAUUUUAGGUUUAAGGAGAUAGUUUAUCGUGUUUAUACUAUUUCUUAAGUAUUAAUUCUUAUUUUAUUUCAUGUGCAAUGCACCGUUUGUAAAUUUAAUUUAAUCAGAUUUUUCUUACAAAUUUUCUAUUACCGAUGAGAUAGAUUUACUAAGUGUCUGUUAUUAUUUUACUAAAAUUAAAUAAUAAAGAGAGAUUGUUACAAAAACGAA